AUGCCUGAGGUGGCUGCUGCGGUUAAGCGUGUUGUGUCCCACAAGGCGUCGAAACGGUCGUCGACUAAAGUCAGCAAGAAGCUGCCCAAGAAGUGGAGGAAAUCUCGCAAGCAGAGUUAUUCCACUUACGUGUACAGGGGGCUGACCCAUGUCCACCCCUCCACCAGGUGCUUGUCCAAAGCCAUGAGUGUCAUGAAUUCCUUUGUUGUCAACAUUUUCAAGCGCAUUGCCCCCAAGGCCUCACACCUCAUUCGCUACAACAAGCGUCACACCAUCUUGGCCAAGAAGAUCCAGCAUGCCAUCCGCCUCAAGCUGGCCAAACACACCAUCUCCAAAGGCACCAACACAGUCACCAAGUACACCAAUUCCAUUUAG
Carcharodon carcharias (great white shark) is the source of this 375-nucleotide messenger RNA. RefSeq names its product histone H2B-like. The transcript has a single exon. Gene Ontology annotation, cellular component: nucleosome. NCBI's taxonomy places the organism in Eukaryota, Metazoa, Chordata, Chondrichthyes, Lamniformes, Lamnidae. Gene Ontology annotation, molecular function: structural constituent of chromatin; protein heterodimerization activity; DNA binding. The record is from RefSeq and is a predicted model, not a curated record. Bases 1 to 375 code for a protein of 124 amino acids.